Messenger RNA from Danio rerio (zebrafish), 2564 nucleotides. NCBI's taxonomy places the organism in Eukaryota, Metazoa, Chordata, Actinopteri, Cypriniformes, Danionidae. The record is from RefSeq and is a predicted model, not a curated record.
GAUGUCGGCGCGGGCGCGGCGCAUUUAUGAGCGUCUGCGGGAGCCCCGGGCGCGCGUGCACGUGAGAAAACUUUCACUGUUGUGUUUUUGUGUGUGUGUGCGCGCGUUUAUAUGUGAGCUGAUGGUUGAUCUCUGAUCCUCAAAACACGCUUCUCAUCAUGGACUCGAUCGGCAGAGGCGUGUGAAGCGUGUGUGUGUGUCUGCUCACUGCAAUGGCUCUGGUCUUGGCUCUUCUUCUGUGUUUUUCCACUCAAUCCUCUGUCCUGGUGUCUGGCGUCAUCUCUCCGCCUGAUGCUGCGCUAACACCCCGCGCUAAUGCUCGCCACCUGCCUGACAUCAUCAUCAUCGGCGUGAGGAAGGCCGGCACCCGCGCCCUCAUCCAGAUGUUGCGUCUGCACACUAGCAUCGCCGCCGCCCAGAAUGAAGUGCACUUCUUCGAUUGGGACAGUCACUAUGAGCGUGGCCUGGACUGGUAUGUGGAUCAGAUGCCGGAAGCGCAGCCGGGUCAGCUGACAGUGGAAAAAACACCGGCGUACUUCACCUCCAGAGAUGUCCCACAGCGCAUCCGGUUAGCCAAACCUGACGCUCGCCUGCUGCUUAUCGUGCGGGAACCCACCGAACGCCUGCUCUCCGACUACACACAAGUCUAUCACAACCGCCUGGAGAAACGCAAGCGUCCGCAACCCCUCGAAACACUUCUGCUGCGAAACGGAGAGCUCAACCUAGACUACAAACCGCUGAACCGCAGCCUGUACCACACACACAUGCAGCGCUGGCUCCAGGCCUUCCCCAUCUCCAGCUUCCACCUGGUGGACGGAGACGCGCUCGUCCGAGAGCCGCUGGCGGAGAUGCAGAAGGUGGAGGCGUUCCUGAAGCUGGAGCCGCAGAUCAGCCAAAACAACUUCUACUUUAACCAAACCAGGGGCUUCUUCUGUCUGCGGGACGGGCGGCAGCAGCAGCGGUGUCUGCACAGCUCUAAAGGACGCAAACACCCGCAGGUCUCCCCACACAUCCUGAGCAAACUCCAACACUUUUUUCACGAACCCAACCGGAGGUUCUUUGAGCUGGUCGGCCGGACGUUUGACUGGAAGUGAGACAUCUAGCAGGAUGAUCUCCUGAAUAACUGGAACAACAUGAGCGGGGCAACCGGACCGUCUGCGUGUGUUUGCUACUCUCUUUGUUUGGAAAUAUUCUCGAUGUACAGCCCUAUCAGAGUUAAACAGGGGAGUCUGACCAGUUUCAUUCAUUUAGGUGAUCUUCAGAUUUAGCGGAAACACUUUUAGCUUAGCUUAGCAUAGGUAAUUGAAUCAGAUUAGACCGUUAGCAUUGUGUCGGCUGCAGCCAUGGUACAGCAACAAAGUUCCUUGAUAUUUACGCCAGAAUAGAAAAACGUUUAACGUUUGAUUUUCUGUUUCUCCUCUAGUACAUGAAGUUACUAUGAAUAAGAACAUGAUCUGAACUCUAAUGCUAACGGUCUAAUCCGAUUCAAUGAUUUAUGCUAAGCUAUGCUAAAAGUGCUCCUGCACAUCUGGAGAUCGGCUGAAUGGAUCCAAAAAUGCUAGAACUCCACCGAUCAACGCUGACAGAGCUGUAAUACUAGUCUGUUCACAGAAUAAAGGGUUUGCUCAGCAGACAUGUACAUUCUGUUAUUUAAUGUGUUGAGCAUGUCUUCUGGACUCUGAGCAUCUCUGGACACGUGCUGUCUGUAGGGGAUGAAGAGCUCCAGGGUUUCAUCUAAAUAUCUUCAUGUCUGAUGAUGAACGAGGCUCUCGAGAUUGAAAUGCCAUGAGGGACGCUUAUUACUGACAGAAUAUGAAUGUUUGGGUGAACUAACCCUUAAAUGAGUUUCUGCAGCGCAUACACACACACACACACACACACACACACACACGCAGGUUUAUGAGUAGAGCUCAUCCUGAAAGACUGUGUAGAAUCAUUAUCUUCUCUUAUUUUUGCUUCUGAUGCUAAACGAUACAGUCAAACCAACAUUCUCUCCCAUUUAAGCUCUUCCAAAUCAAGUUGAACACUAAGAUAUUUUGAAGAAUGUUGGAACUGUUUGACUUUGACGUCUGGUGUAGGUCCGUGGGCUCCUGUGUUCCUUUAAGUUCUGUUUGUUUGUGUUGAACAGAAGAGGAGACUCCGCUGUGGAGCAGGUGUGAUGUGAGUAAAUGACUGAUCUCUGGCUGAACUGUGCCUUUAAGAGCUUCACUGGUCAGUAGUGCAGGUAAACUGGAAGCUUCAGUGUGUGUCUGAUUCCCGUGAGGAAUACAUUUACUUGCUUUAUCAAGAACUCCUGUAGUGUCUCCUCUAGAAGCAUCUGGAUUUAAAGAUGCUCUCGAGCUGACUGAAGAUGUAAGAGUGUUUUCACCACUGCUGCAUCAGUGUGUGUGUGUGUGUGUGUGUGUGUGUGUGUGUGUGUGUGUGUGUGUGUGUGUGUGUGUGUGUGUGUGUGUGUGUGUGUUGUAUCAGUCAUAUAUGGCAGCAUGUCCUCAUUCUCUUCUGCUUUCUGUGAUUAAAGCUUUUAUAUGAAGGAAGAUUCAAUAAUAAAGAUAUUUUUGCUAUGA